Messenger RNA from Belonocnema kinseyi, 543 nucleotides. RefSeq lists its product as uncharacterized. The transcript is spliced from 2 exons. The coding region runs from base 238 to 543 and encodes 101 amino acids. The record is from RefSeq and is a predicted model, not a curated record. Lineage: Eukaryota; Metazoa; Arthropoda; Insecta; Hymenoptera; Cynipidae.
CAAACUUUAGUUGAUAUUGAAAGCCAAAUGCCAAAUUAAAUUUUAGAAACUUUUCUUGAGGCGUACUAUGCAAAAUCAGAACCAGCAUCAAAACUAAUUUUAUUUUGAAUCUGGAAGAAGUUGAAAGACAAGUCAUUGAGUCCUCAAGAAGUUCAAAUUGAGGAGGUGUCUGCGGAGGUCUUUGGUGACAUUUAUAUAAUGAGUUGGCCAGUUGUAUAGUUAUUGAGUCCUAAUGUAAUGCAGAUUGAUCAUGGAUCUACAAUGGAAAUGGAGGAACCUGAAGAAAAUAUCGUAGAAUCUUAUUCUGUCGAAGAGGAUACUCCAGCGCUUGACGAUGUUCUUAUUCGAGGUGGAGUAAGAGAUUCGAACAAAGAAGACUGCAACGAAUCAGAGUAUGAAGUUUCUGCACUGCUAUCUCUAGAGAACUCUUCAGAGGAUACUGGUAAGAUAUUAUCAGCUACGAUCGAUGAUGGUGGAGCAUUAUUAAAUUCAUCGGAUUUUAAUGUGCUACCCCGCGAUCAAGUACUACUGAUGAAGAAUUGA